AUGUUCAAAGAGUUGGCCGUAUUGGUGGUUUUGUUUCAGUUAAAGCUUUUAAAGUCGGCAUUCUCUGGGAUACCUGGAAUUGAUGCAUCAUAUGUAAGUCCAUUCACUGUUGCCCAAGAUGUAGCAAAGGGCACAGCAUCUUUUUCUUAUUCCAUGUUACGAAACUAUAAAUUAUCGUAUGUAACGCUUACAUCAGAGGGAAAAAUGAAGAUCCUUUGGAAUGAUGGGAAACAUUGGAUGCUUCACUUUGAGGCUCCAACAAGCUCAUGUGAUCUGUAUGGAGCUUGCGGGCCUUUUGGUUUGUGUGUGAGAUCUAGAAACCCAAAGUGCAUAUGCUUGAAAGGGUUUGUACCAAAGUCAGAUGAGGAGUGGAGAAAAGGGAAUUGGACAAGUGGGUGUGUGAGACAUACGCACUUAACUUGCCAUACGAAUUCUUCUUCAAAAACACAUGGCAAAAAGACAGAUGGCUUCUACCAUAUGACCAAUGUAAAGACUCCAGAUCUGUACCAAUUGGCGGGCUUUCUCAGUGCAGAACAGUGCUACCAAGAUUGUCUUGGCAACUGUUCCUGCACAGCCUUUGCUUAUAUUAGUGGAAUUGGAUGCUUGGUAUGGAACCGAGAGCUGGUAGACACAGUUCAAUUUUUGUCUGAUGGGGAAUCUCUCUCCCUUCGUCUUGCAAGUUCGGAAUUGGCUGGAAGUAGUCGAACGAAGAUUAUUGUAGGUACUACUGCGAGCCUUUCCGUUUUCGUGAUCUUGGUCUUUGCCGCAAAUAAGUUCUGGAGAUACAGAAUAAAACAAAAUGAAACAAAUCCUAUGUUCAUCAACACUUCACAAGAUGCUUGGAAGAAGGAUAUGGAACCACAAGAUGUCACAGGUGUAAAUUUCUUUCCGAUGCAUACCAUACGUACUGCCACCAAUGACUUCAAUUCCUCAAAUAAACUUGGUCAAGGUGGAUUUGGUCCAGUAUAUAAGGGAAAUUUAGAAGACGGAAAAGAAAUAGCCGUUAAACGUCUUUCUAGCAGCUCUGGACAGGGUGCAGACGAGUUCAUGAAUGAAAUAAGAUUAAUCUCCAAACUGCAACAUAAAAACUUGGUUCGGCUUUUGGGAUGCAGCAUCGAAGGAGAAGAGAAACUAUUGGUUUAUGAGUUUUUGGUGAACAAAAGCCUCGACGUUUUCCUCUUUGAUUCAACUCUAAAGCUUGUGAUUGAUUGGCCAAAGAGGUUCAACAUCAUUCAAGGUAUUGCGCGUGGACUUCUCUAUCUCCACCGUGAUUCACGCCUCAGGGUAAUUCACCGAGACCUGAAGGUCAGCAACAUUCUUCUGGACGAGAAAAUGAUCCCAAAAAUAUCAGAUUUCGGAUUGGCUCGGAUGUUUCAGGGAACCCAAUGUCAGGAAAACACUCGCAGGGUUGUAGGAACUCUAGGAUACAUGGCUCCUGAGUAUGCAUGGACUGGAGUGUUCUCUGAGAAAUCAGACAUCUAUAGUUUCGGAGUUCUACUAUUAGAGAUCAUCACUGGAGAGAAGAUCUCAAGAUUCAACGAAGAAGGGAAAACUCUACUUGUAUAUGCAUGGGAAUCUUGGUGUGAGACCAAAGGAGUUGAUCUUCUUGAUCAAGAUCUUGCUGAUUCUUCUCGUCCAGCCGAAGUUGGGAGAUCUGUUCAGAUUGGUCUGCUCUGUAUCCAACACCAACCUUCAGAAAGACCCAACACACUCGAGUUGCUGUCUAUGCUCACCACAACAUCAGAUCUUCCAUUACCAAAACAACCCAUGUUUACAGUGAACAAUGAAGCAUUAUCUCCGUCUAAUGAUUUGAUCACCGUCAACGAGAUGACACAAUCUGUGAUCCAAGGGCGUUAAAGAAACUACGAGUGGAUUCAAAAAGUGUGGUUUGUUUGUUUCUCUUGUAAAAUAAAGUAACCAACUUUUUUUAUAUUUGUUUCCUUCCU
Molecule: messenger RNA, 1946 nt
Organism: Camelina sativa (false flax)
Lineage: Eukaryota; Viridiplantae; Streptophyta; Magnoliopsida; Brassicales; Brassicaceae
Product: G-type lectin S-receptor-like serine/threonine-protein kinase At1g61390
Biological process (GO): protein phosphorylation; recognition of pollen; innate immune response
Cellular component (GO): plasma membrane
Molecular function (GO): ATP binding; protein serine/threonine kinase activity
Source: RefSeq, a predicted model, not a curated record